Molecule: messenger RNA, 896 nt
Organism: Anopheles maculipalpis
Lineage: Eukaryota; Metazoa; Arthropoda; Insecta; Diptera; Culicidae
Exons: 4
Coding region: 5-892 (295 amino acids)
Cellular component (GO): late endosome; lysosomal membrane
Source: RefSeq, a predicted model, not a curated record
CAAAAUGUCCACAUCGUUUCUGACCCGUGGUUUGUCAUCGUUUUUGUUUAAAUCGUUCGCAAUCGGAUCAUCUAGCGCAGCGGGACGAAAUGCUGGCCCAAAUCAAUCGCUAUUCCAUUCCACCAGCAACACUGAACCGGAGGAUUCGAUUCGAUUUGAUAAGCUUCAAACAGUCCCUAGUGCUUGCAUCCAGCUGUUUGUUACACUCGCGCUGACAAUCAUUUCUAUUAUAUAUACGCUGCAGCAGUGUGAUACCACAACGGUAUGCCUAUAUUACUACAUGCUGCUCUACCUGCGGGGUGUCUAUUGGGCGAUUGUUUACCUCAUCCACCUGUACACCAAAAGCCGCCACUCUAGCCUGAACCGUUGCGGUCACCAUAGGUUUGCUGUAAAAGUUCAUCGACACAAAAAAUCAUGCCUUCAGCUAGUGACGGUAUCGAACACGAUCCUGCUGGCCGUCCACACAGCGUUGGGUCAUUGCUUUGGGGAAACAUUUAUGCAACGUUGCUUUGUGGAUGGAUUUUCGUCCGUUGUGUUCGUCGCGUCCUUCACCCUGCUGGAGACUAUCAUUAUUGUACCGGUGCAGCUAUCCUAUAUCGUUCAUGUGCAAGUGUUCAAUCGUACCACACCCGUACCGGAUGCACAGCAGAACGCUGAUGAUCUAAGUUUGCGGAUAUGUUCCACGGACGAUUACAGCGUUAACGAUAGCUUCAAGAGCAUUACCGAUCCAAAGGAAUUUGUCCGGCUGCAGUCGGCGAUGAUCAGCAAGCUCAAGGAGGAAAAUAGCCAGCUUCGCAGUAGGAUCCGGGAGGCAAAAAAUAUGGUUGAGCUAGUCCCGAACCAAUCGCUUAACUAUUCACUGGCCGAGCAGUCCGUUGUUGGAGGCUACUGAUAAG